AUGGCCGGCGCCGGUGCCGCAGCAGCGAUCAGCUCGGAGCAGAUGAGCGAGUUCCGGGAGGCCUUCGCCUUCUUCGACAAGGACGGCGACGGCUGCAUCACGGCGGAGGAGCUGUCCACGGUCAUCCGCUCCCUGGGCCAGUCCCCGACGCCCGAGGAGCUGCGGGACAUGGUGCGCGACGUGGACGCCGACGGCAACGGCACCAUCGAGUUCGCCGAGUUCCUGGCGCUCAUGUCCCGCAAGGCCGACGCCGACGCGGACGCCGCGGACGCCGCCGACCCCGAGGAGGAGCUCCGGGAGGCCUUCAGGGUGUUCGACAAGGACCACGACGGCCACAUCUCCAAGGCCGAGCUGCGCCACGUCAUGAUCAGCCUCGGCGAGAAGCUCACCGACGAGGAGGUGGACGGGAUGAUCCAGGAGGCCGACCUCGACGGCGACGGCCUCGUCAACUUCGACGAGUUCGUCAGGAUGAUGAUGCUCUCCGACGCCGACCAGCAGCAGCAUUGA
Triticum turgidum subsp. durum (durum wheat) is the source of this 507-nucleotide messenger RNA. NCBI's taxonomy places the organism in Eukaryota, Viridiplantae, Streptophyta, Magnoliopsida, Poales, Poaceae. The record is from the annotation of a GenBank genome assembly.